Molecule: messenger RNA, 2671 nt
Organism: Chelmon rostratus (copperband butterflyfish)
Lineage: Eukaryota; Metazoa; Chordata; Actinopteri; Chaetodontiformes; Chaetodontidae
Gene: gask1b
Product: golgi associated kinase 1B
Exons: 4
Coding region: 68-1609 (513 amino acids)
Cellular component (GO): Golgi apparatus
Source: RefSeq, a predicted model, not a curated record
GCGCUCCUCCUGCUUUUCUGAGUUGGGCGCAAAGAGACACUCAACCAUGAUACUUCCAUAAGUUCUAAUGGGGAAGUCUCGCUCUCACUGGCUGUGCUUCCCUUGUCUAAAACUGACCGGCAGCUUUCGGAGGUGCCCUCUUUCUAAAAGGAGCCUGGUAAUUGCGAGCGUGUGUGUUGUCUAUUUGUUUUUUGUGGUUUCACAAGUUGGAUACUCGCAGCAGCACCGGAACAGAAGGACUGACAGAGACAAGCACCAACACACCCGUGGAUUGUAUAAUUUGGAUGUUAAUGAUGCGCUGCCAGAUUCUGCGGAUUUGCGGACCGGUGCGGGCUUUGUGGUCCCGACACGAUCCAACGUGGUGUACAUAACGCUUAAAUCUAAGCGCCUGAAACCAGCAAAUAUCCGGGGUACAAUCAGACCCAAACUGAGGAGAAAAGUGAGACGGACUAAGUCGGCAAAUUCAGCUUUUACGCAGAACAAACUUGACACUUUGGAGCGAGACGCGGGCCAAAUUAAGCGCAACUUUGCACGCAAGUCCUCCUUGGGAGAAACCAGGGAUGUCGAUUAUAAGUCAUUGGAUAUAAUCCAUAAAUCUCAUGCAGAUGCAAAAACAGACUCUCACAUUAGCUCUAUCCGAAUUUACAGCCAGAGGGCACCGCCGUGGUUCAGCCCUGAUGACGUGAAAGCCAUGCGCUUUCUUGCGGAUGCCAAAGUUGUGCGCAUCAAAGAAGUUUCUCACGGAGACUCUCCAUCACUUCUGAUAUUUGAGGGCGAGACGAGCGGUUCAGUGACCAACCAAAAACACACAAAGCUGAGCAAUGUAUGUGCAGCGCAGUGUGGAGUAAUCAGCAGCCCUGUGGACACCACCGAGGUCUUCGCCUUUCAUCUGGACAGGGUGCUGGGGCUCAAUAGGACAUUACCGGCUGUAAGCAGGAAGUUCAGCUUUUUGCACGAUGGCCAGCCCUGUCCAGUGGUGUCAUGGGACGCAUCUCUCUACCCAGAAGGCCUUGCUGCAGGUUGGUCCACCGUGAGGUUAACAUGGGGGGAGUACCAGAGCUCCCUGAAGCAGAGGUGCUGGCAUAAAAACAGCAGCCCAAAGCCUGACUCCGGCUGCUCCACGGUUCAUCACUAUGAGUGGAGUAAACUGGCUCUGUUUGACUUCUUGUUACAGAUCCACAACCGCCUGGAUCAGAGCUGCUGUGGGUUCAGGCCCAGGCAGGAGGAUGCGUGCGUGGAACUGGGCCACCACGCCGAUUGUGGGAACCAGAACGGAGUACAACUGGCAAACAUCAUCUACAGGGGUCACGACCCCCGACACCUAGUCUUCACCAACAACAAGGGCUUCUUCGACCGCAACGAGGACAACCUGGACUUCCGGCUCCUGGAAGGAAUCAAAGAGCUUCCGGAGCAGGCCGUGUCGGUGCUGAGGAGCAGGAGGCUGAGGGAGAAGCUGCUGCAGUCUCUGUUCCUGGACCAGACAUACUGGGAGAGCCAGGGCGGCCGGCAGGGCAUCGACAAGCUGAUUGAUGUGAUCGAGAGGCGGGCCAGCGUCCUCCUCACCUACAUCAACGCUCAUGGGAUCAAAGUCAUCGCGAUGAACGUGUGACGAGAGUCCCGGCAGUCAGGUGGCCAAAUUACUGAGACACAGACCAAGUAAAUGAAUUGCUUGAGCUCUGUGACUUCACUGUCUUUUGUACCACAGAAGCUUUAUCAACUCACAUUUUCUAAAUAGGCCUGGAUAAAAACAUAAAAUUGUCAUACAUAUUCUAAUUUAUGACAACUCUUUAAUAUCAGUUUAUAUCACAAUACUGCAAAUAUGUAUGUUGUCAAGUAAAACUGGCCCCAAUCCUCAGGAACAUGUCAAUGUACAGAGAAAUACUGGGAAAAUGAAGCAAUAUUCAUGAGUUAUUUUAUGUUAUUUUUUUUAUUUAUGUGUUUCUAACAAUAACAAAUAUCAUAUUGCUAAUGAAGGACUUGUUCUAAAUUGCCCACUAUGAUUUCAAAAUAGCAUCGGUUCACUUGUUGAUGACUCUAACAGCAAGCUGUUCAAGUCAUUUGAGGUCCUUUGCAUAAGAUAAAAGGAGAUGCAUUAAUUUAACGAAUUUCCACAUUUAAAAUGAGCUUAACUUAUACUCAAAGGAGCUGGUUUCGCCCCUUUCGAGUCUUCAUUUCUUUCACCCCCAGGCGUGGAAAACGCUGCAGUUCCACAUUUCCUCCUGAGGCCGUCCAGCAGUGAGCGGCAGGUAUUGAGAGCCUCUUAGCGUAGCCACAAUCCAGAUCCACUCGGCUUGACUGGGGGCACACAGUACACACUGGAAAAAAGAUGUCAGUUUAAGUUAUUUGAUCUUGUGUCCAAUUUUUUUUUCACAAAACUCCAGAGAAAUCAAAUUAUUAUCACAAUUGUAUGUUUUUAAGAUCUAAUACAACAUCACUUAUUAUCAUGAACAUUGCAUAUUGUAACACAUGUUUGGGCCUACUGACUGUACACUGAAGAACUUAAAGAUGAGAGAUACAUGAUAUUAUUCUCGUUUAUAUGCAAUCUUAUUUUCAAUUUAACUACAAAAACACCUUUAGCUGUAACCUUUUUCACUGUUUUUAUUUAUUUUUGUACUUGCUUUUUUAAUUGUUGAAGAUGUUUGAGAAUCAGAUGGUCAAUAAAAGCAUUCAU